AUGAGAUUUUCCGCCUUCCUGACCGCCGUCCUCACCGUCGCCUCCGGCGUCGUCGCCGUCGACCAGAUGAAGUCCGUCAUCAUCUGGACCGACAAGAAGUCCGUCACCCAGGACAUGAUCGAUCGUGCCAAGGCCGCCAUUGUCGAGGCUCAGGGACAAAUCACCCACACCUACAACAUGCUCGAUAACUUCAGGGGUUUUGCUGCGAUUGCGCCAGCCAAGGCCCUCGACGACAUCAAGGCUUUUGGCGGCGAUGACAUGAACGUCGACGAGGAUCAGAUUGUCAGCGGCUAA
Colletotrichum aenigma is the source of this 294-nucleotide messenger RNA. RefSeq lists its product as uncharacterized. Lineage: Eukaryota; Fungi; Ascomycota; Sordariomycetes; Glomerellales; Glomerellaceae. The record is from RefSeq and is a predicted model, not a curated record. The transcript is spliced from 2 exons. The coding region runs from base 1 to 294 and encodes 97 amino acids.